AUGGCCGCAAUGGCCAUGGAGAUGAAGCCGAGCGUCCACACAGGAAACGCCGUCGGCGUGGAGCCUCCCGUCAGGCGAGACGGUCUCCACCCUGACUUCGAAGGGCUCAGCAGCGGUGGGGGUAUCGGUGGUGGCGGCGGCGGGGCGGCAGCAGCAGCAGAAGCAGCAGCUGCAGCAGCAGCUGCAGCAGCAGCAAGGCAGGGACAGUUUUGGCAGGCACACGGCAGUGACGGUAGUGGCAGAAGGGCUCGUCCAACGGGGUUCCCGGAAGCUGCAACGCCUUGGUCCACCAAAUGGACGGACGGCAUGCCGGAGGGCUGGAGGACUAGGGACUUGGGGACGGUGGGGGCGGGAUGGCCGUCGUCCCCUGGGUUCGGCAAGCCUCCGCACUGUGGAGAGUACCGACAAAGCAACGCGGGAGAACUCCAAGGAGCAGGAGGGGAUGAUCUGGACAACUCUUUCAGCGGGCACUUUUCGUCGAACCGCGUUGCUGCUGCCGGACUACCGCCGACGUGCAUGACGAUCAUGUCGAUGCCGACGCCGAGCCCCGAGAUCAUGCGCUGGAGGGAGAGCAGCACCAGCGGCACCAACAGCAGCGACAAACACAACAAGAACGCCUUGCUGGCGAGCGUAGUCAUGCCCCCAGAGAUACAGGAUCUCGAGGAAAAGUUAUACUCCGACGGGUUCACGACCUUGUCGGCGGGACCCCCGGCCAUGUCGGCGGUAGCCCCGGCCAUAUCGGUGGAACCCCCGGCCGUGUCGGCGGGACCCCCGGUCGUGUCGGCGGGACCCCCACCACAUCAUCAUAGCCCAGAACUCAGGGAAACGGAAGCGAGGGUGGUGGGGGCACGGGGAGGGGGCAAGGCAACACCACCGCCGCCGGCUUCCGACGUGGACGACAACAUCAACACCGACGGCAGCGUCGCCACAACGGUUGCGAACUCCUCUUCGUUGCCUUCACGAACGGAAGCUCCCGAUGGGUCUGUGGAUCGAUCGUCAUAGCCUGUUGGGGAGGAAGGGGAGUCUGGCCAAGGAGAACGGGGUGUCGGCGAGUGAUUGAUACUUCUUGCAUUGGUGCCCAGAACAACGUGUCGGUGGUGGGGGACCGAUUCUCUUUGAAAGGAGGGGGUGGGGAUGUGAUGGAUCGGGCGGCGGAAGGGUGUGUUUGAAGAUGCGUGCUUAAAGCGGUAUGAAAAUAGUAUCGUGCGAGGAGCGUGUUCCGGGGGGAAUGCAUUAAUUUCAGUUGGUAACGGGCGUGGGUAUCACAUGCAUGAUCAAAGGCGACAAAUGCUGCCGGUUUUUUAUGGGGCACAGCAAGGUAGGAGGACGGGAUGGAGAGGCCACCAGCCAGAAUGCGGGCUUUCUUGAGCGGUGAACACGGAAGGAGCUGGUCUAGGGUGGACAAGGGAAAAGGGGCCGUGAUGCGCUUGGAAAUGAUACAGAGGGGAGAGUGAAAAGGAUAACAUAUCGUGUACAAUGCUCCUGAUAUAGUUUAUGUGUUUAUGUGAGUU
Messenger RNA from Ectocarpus sp. CCAP 1310/34, 1511 nucleotides. The record is from the annotation of a GenBank genome assembly. NCBI's taxonomy places the organism in Eukaryota, Phaeophyceae, Ectocarpales, Ectocarpaceae.